Messenger RNA from Sorghum bicolor (sorghum), 1838 nucleotides. Its product is annotated as nuclear polyadenylated RNA-binding protein 3-like. The record is from RefSeq and is a predicted model, not a curated record. Gene Ontology annotation, biological process: negative regulation of phosphatase activity; negative regulation of transcription by RNA polymerase II. Lineage: Eukaryota; Viridiplantae; Streptophyta; Magnoliopsida; Poales; Poaceae. Bases 379 to 1602 code for a protein of 407 amino acids. Gene Ontology annotation, molecular function: phosphatase inhibitor activity; chromatin binding; transcription corepressor activity. The transcript has 11 exons.
GGCAGAGCUCCCCCUCCGCCACCGCGCCGCGCUCGCCGCCACCGCCACCGCCGCCUCCCGUUCGUUCUCAAGGUUCUCUCCCCGCGACCGCUCCAAGUCCCAACCUCCAUCGACGGGGAGGCGUCCUCCAGUCGGGCCGGUUAGAUUCAUCGCCUUCCUUGUCGCUGGCCCUCGGCCUUUCCCUCUGCUGUUGUGGGUAGAAGCGACUCGCGCACGCGCUCGGCCAGCCGAUUAAAGCACGGGGCGGGGCCGUACGCAGGGGCGAGCGCGAGGGCUCUCUGGCGAGAAGGCGCCGAGGCACGCGAGGCUGCCGCCGUACUGAGUUUGCAGUCCGGGGCGUAGCAGUUUUUUGGCCCGGAGGUGUGGAAGCGGAGAGCGAUGGCUGCGCCGAGGAAGGGGACGGCGACGCCGCUGGGCGCCGUAUUCUCCCCGGAGGAGACGAAGAGAGCCGUGGCGAGGGUGUCCGAGUCCAUCGCUGGCCGCCGCGCCGAGCUCGGGCGCCUCCAGGGCUUCGUCGCCGACAACGCGGCCCUCGUCUCGCUCGUCAACAGGCUCCCCGACGAACUCUCUCACGAAAUCAUGGUUCCCUUUGGCGGCGCCGCAUUUUUCCCAGGGCGUUUAAUACACACAAAUGAACUCUUGGUGCUGCUGGGUGAGGGGUACUAUGCAGAGAGGUCUGCUAAGCAGACGACUGAUAUAUUGCAUAGGAGGGGGCAGGAAUUGGAAGCUCAAGUCGAAGCAAUGAAGGCAACUAUCGCUGACCUUGAAGCUGAGGCGAAAUUCUUUGAGUCCACUGCCACCGAGGCUUCAGAGGGUCUUGUUGAAAUCAGGGAAGAGUACGAUGAGGACACAGAGACGAAUGCAUCAAAAUCAGAGGCUUCAAUUGCUAGUGGGGUUAUGUCCGAUAAAGAUAGGGAACAUGCUCGAAUCAUUGCAAGGCUAGAUGAACUCGAAAGGGAAGAAAAGGAAGCUGGAAGUACUUCUGAAGAAGAUGACGAUGAUGAUGAUGAAGAUGAAGAUGAAGAUGAUGGAGAUGCUGGAACAAGUGAGGAUGGUGAGGAAAAUAAGGAACCUGGAAAUGCUUUAAGUGAUGGCAAUGAGAACCACAGUUCUAGUUUUGGCACUUCAUUUUCUGGAAGUGGUGGCAAUGAUAGGAGUCGUGGGAUUAUCAAGCUGAAGAGUGCACUGAAGAAGCCUGGAGGAGAUGAAAUGCUGAGAGGCAUUUCUCAUACACCAUCAGCCCAUACAUCUCAUCCAGUAUUUCCUGGCCAAACUUCUAUAACAAAUUCUGAUGUCCAAGUUCGCACUAAAGCUGUAUCUUUUGAAGACGACAAAUAUGUAGUUAGUUCGUCAAAGUCUCCUCCCCUGCUACUGGAUUCAAUACAGUCUGCUCCUGGGCUCGAGAAUUCUUCAGACCCCACUCCAUCUCGUGACCGAAAGAUAAUAUCAAGUGGGCGAAAGGCCUUUACAGGAUCUAUCAUUGAGCACGACGACAAUAUUUCAACCAUUCAACCUUCUGUGGGUAAUUCAUUGGCAAAACCUGGUACUUCUGCUUCUUCAAGGCCCAUGUCAAGAUUCAAGAUGCAGAAAGGAGGGCGGUGAUUCGCUCGACACGGGGUGGAUCUUUGGUGGCUGAUAGAUGCAUCUGGGACAAUCAUGAUAAGUGGUAGUGUGGAUACUGUAACCCCUUCAAAUAGUUUGUGCGAGCUGAGCACCUGAAACUAGACAUCUUUUUGUGGAGCGAUUGUCCUCUGCGAACUGUGUAGUGCACCUUCAGUGAAACUGUUUGGGGGUACAUGGAAUGUUCAGUUAAAUUCAGUUUAGUGGUUGGUGGUGCA